Molecule: messenger RNA, 534 nt
Organism: Episyrphus balteatus (marmalade hoverfly)
Lineage: Eukaryota; Metazoa; Arthropoda; Insecta; Diptera; Syrphidae
Product: non-specific lipid-transfer protein-like 1
Exons: 3
Coding region: 126-452 (108 amino acids)
Cellular component (GO): cytosol
Source: RefSeq, a predicted model, not a curated record
AAAUUAUAACAGUUCUAUGUAGCUAUAUCUACGAGCAUAUAAAUAUCGGAGCUAAAAAUUGAAAAACAUUAAGUUUCUCAUUGAAUUCGAUCAAGGAAGCAUCAAGCAAAAACACUCAACUCAAAAUGAACAGCCAAGUUAUUAUUGAAAAAAUCAUGGAAAAGAUGCAAGCUGUCGACCCAGCUGAGAGGACCAUCUUUGUCAUUUACCAAUUUCACUUUACCAAGGCUGAUGGUACUCCAUCAAAGAGUUUCGUUUUUGACUUGAAGGAUCUUAAGAUCUAUGAAGGAACAACCGACAAGGCUGAUGGUGAGGUGACAAUUAUUGAUGAAGAUUUCUAUGCCCUCGUUAGCAAGAAGAUGUCACUUGAUGAAUACAUUGCAAGUGGCAAGGCCAAGAUGAGUGGCAAUGUUAGUGACCUGAAAAAACUUGUAGAGAAAUAUCACAUUUAAAUUAUUUGAGUGAUCUAAUUUUAAUUUGUUAGUUUGUUUUUCUAAUUUAAUAAAAAUAAAGAAAAUAGUUGUCAAUAUUUAA